AGAAGGAACAACAACCCCAAAAUUAGCAUUAGCCUUGGUUUAGCGUAGCAUUACUUAAUCUCUGUGUCUGAACACAUUUUCAUUCAGAAAGUGAGCUGAGUGGGUUUUAUUUGCUCGGAGACUGUAAUGGCUUUAGUGUUAAUCUGAGUUUAGGCGGUUGUGUGAGGUGUGAACCUGCGCAGGGAAAGUUAGCCAUUUAGCUAAUACGUGCUAAUGAUGUGGUUUCCUUGGAGUUGUUCGAGUUAAAUUCCGGAUAAAUGACUGAAAUUAAAAGAGGAAGAGACAGUCUCUAGUGUCGAAACAAAGAUGGGAACUCCGUUUAAGAUCCCGAAGAAGAAACAACCUUCAGAUCUCUCCGUCGUUCACAUGACGUCACCGCUCUCCCGGCUCCAGAAUGACGUCACAACGUCGCCAGCCUGGACUCGAGCCGGGCCAAAGGUAAACGGGAGCGGACGUGUCAACGGGAGAACAGAAACGAAGCCUGGCUCUGCCGCAGCAGACAGAUGGAGACCCAAAAGAGCGUCAGACAAGCUGUGUCAGCGUGAGGACACACCUACAGCUAAGAAGCAAUGGGGACCCGGGCUCAGUCAGAACUGCACGUCUUCACCCGGUGAGGAGGAGGAGAGCGAGAAGAAGAGCGCAGGAAACAGGCAGGAGUCUGUGAGCACGCCUGUGAUGAACAAGCAGAACGGACGGAGCGCACACUCCUCUUCUCGCACACACGCCGAGGACGGAGUGAAGCCCCCGAAGCUAGUGGAGACACCAAAGGACACGCACGUCCCCUCCGUCCCUGUCCGAAACGCCAACACCAGGACAAAGCUCCAGCUGAAACCUUUACUCAAAACCUACUCGAGAGUCAAAGCAAGCUGUGCAGAAACCAUUGUGCUGUCCAGUGGUGAUGAAGAUGAGGACGAGGAUGAAGCACGCGGUGAUGCUCGACUCAAUCCAGAGCUACAGAAGAGCCAAAAGAACAUCCCAGGAGGUCAGAGUUCAUCUCCAGCUGUGAUGGAACUCGCUUUCUCCACUCUGUACUUCGGCCCAACGCUGAGUCACGCCAAUGGACCCAUCAUGAUCACAGAAGAGUCCCUCUCAAUCCAACUUAAAGGGUCGAGAGAGGAGGCAGUCGGUGGUGAUGCCGAGCAUGUCUCGGUGUGUGUGGUUCCGUCGGAGCUGCGAGCGUACGGUGUCUGGGACGCCGCCGAAAGCGGAUUGUCUGAACUGCGUGACUCUUCGUCCUCCCUCCUCUUCCUCACUCUGAGCGAGGCUCAGGCCCGACUCCUCCACACCGAGCUCUCGGCGCUGCACAAACACAUCGCAGCCCCGCCCUGCCCGUUUGUGUUGGUGCACCUGAUCGGUCGGUUGGAUGACCUCCAGCAAGCCACCUUAGCUUCUCUGAUGGAAAUGAUGGCGCUGAGAAGCGGACACUCGUCCUUACGGACGCCAAUAUCCCGGGAGCAGGGGUUGAAACGGAUACUUUGUCACCCUCUCGGUGCACAAUUCCUUACCAUGCUGGGCAACAAAGUAGGCAAUAAGGAGAGUCCGAACGGGACCAGAAGCGUUAAAGCACCUCAGGUCACGGGUACCAGACACACACUGCGCAGCCAUACGAGACAGCCGAGCUUGCCUAGAAGGUUAAUUCAAUACCCGCCACCACCAUCGAAAGGCGGGAUCACCGUGACGACCGAAGACCUGGAGUGCCUUAAGGACGAAGAGUUCCUCAAUGACGUCAUCAUCGAUUUCUACCUCAAGUAUCUUCAGUUAGAGAGAGCGGACCAGGAUGUGGCCGAAAGGUCGCACGUCUUCAGCAGCUUCUUCUAUAAGCAGCUGACACGCAAACCCAAUAGCAGCGAGGAGGAGGCCGGCGGAACAGCACAGUAUAGGCGUCAUGGGAGAGUGAGAACAUGGACAAGAAAUGUUGACAUCUUUAGCAAGGACUACCUCUUUAUACCUGUCAAUCAGGAAGCCCACUGGUACCUGGUAGUGAUCUGUUUCCCGGGUCUGCUACAACCUGAGUCCGUGCCAUGGAAGCAAAGCCAAACAGGAACUUCGGCUGAUCCAAAGGACAAAUCAAAAGGCAGCCCUCUUAAAUCCAUCCAUCUUCCGGACUGCACAGUGCUCACCUGCCAGAAGAACAUCAUAACCAGGAGGCCUUGUAUUCUGAUCAUGGACUCUCUGAAGCUCUCCUACCACUAUCGCAUCUACACGCUGUUACAAGAGUACCUACAGGUGGAGUGGGAGGUACGGAGAGGAACUCCUCGAGUGUUUAAUAACGACAGCAUUAAAGGGAGCCUCUGCAAAGUGCCCCUGCAGGACAACAGCAGCGAUUGUGGCCUUUACCUGCUGCAGUACGUCGAGAGUUUUCUGCAGAAUCCAGUCGUACACUUUGAUCUCCCGCUCCGGCUCGAGCGCUGGUUUCCACGGCAACAGGUCCGCAGGAAGAGAGCCGAGCUCCGCGAGCUGGUGCUUCAGCUGUACCAAAAGCAAGGGGGCGGAGUCGUGCAGAGCAGCAGCUAAUGUGAUUGGACAGGCGCUGGGGUUUGGAUGUUCAGUACCAGGGUUUCCUCAAGGCUACGCUUUAACGCUGCGCUAACACGUGACUCAUUAUCAGACCUAAUAUUAUUUUGACAUGCCCAAACAGUGGUUUAUGAUCAUGGUUCAUUAAUUUCACUAUAAGCUGAAAGUACAAAGUUUUAAAGUGUGUGUGGGUGUGUGUGUGUGUAUGUGUUUUAGUUUGGAGGAAACUAAAAGUAUAAGAAUGAGAGACACUGUUUUAUCAAGUUACUAAGAAUAUUUGUAUUUCCUGUUAAUUUAUUAUAUUUGUAUGGUAUGUGUUUUAAUAUAUGAAGGCAACAAUAAAGCAAGAGAUGAAAAGUU
Molecule: messenger RNA, 2874 nt
Organism: Clarias gariepinus (North African catfish)
Lineage: Eukaryota; Metazoa; Chordata; Actinopteri; Siluriformes; Clariidae
Gene: senp7b
Product: SUMO specific peptidase 7b
Exons: 21
Coding region: 307-2514 (735 amino acids)
Biological process (GO): protein desumoylation
Cellular component (GO): nucleus; cytoplasm
Molecular function (GO): SUMO-specific endopeptidase activity
Source: RefSeq, a predicted model, not a curated record